GGGGGGGAGCUGCUGCAAUCUUUUAGCAAAUGCUUUCUGUGGCACACACACACGUACAUACACACACACCACUCAUACACACACACUCAUCCGCACACACACUGACACAGGCAACAUAUAGAUACAUGCAGAAAAAAAGGAAGCACAGCUCUGACCACACACAGAGGGGACCUGAGCCUGGUUACCCCUUAUUGUCUGGACCUGGGAUAAAGAAUAUGGGUCUAAUCAAGUAGAACAUUGGAAAUCCCCAUAAUCAGCCUGCAGAAGAGGGGAUCUGACACAUAGGAUCUGUUCUUUGGCUGAAAGAGGGGAUCUGAUACUUUGUUUCAUGUGAUCUACUGGUGCUGAUACGCCUGUUCCUCUCUGCUAUCUGCUAUUUCAGUGAAAUACAAGCGAGAGAAGCCUCAUUUGACUAGUUGCUAUGGAUUGUACUAGCAGCUCAUGUGGGGGCAGUGAUCACAGACAGAUAGAGGAGAACAAGCCACUGCUGGGGGAGAUGUCUGCUCCAGAAGGUGGCAAAAUGGGGGCAGUUUCCUGCAGGAGACCCCUUCAGCACUUCAAUGGGAUGAGGUAUAAACUGCUUCAAGAAGGGGACAUCCAGGUCUGUGUGAUCAGGCACCCCAGGACCUUCCUCAGCAAGAUUCUCACUUCCAAAUUCCUAAGGAGGUGGGAACCCCAUCAUCUGACCCUGGCAGAUAACAGCCUGACCUCUGCUACACCUACAGGGUACAUGGAAAAUAGCAUUUCAUACAGCGCCAUUGAGGACGUGCAGCUUCUCUCCUGGGAAAAUGCCCCAAAAUAUUGUUUACAGCUAACUAUUCCCGGGGGUACUGUCUUGCUUCAGGCAGCGAACAGCUACUUGAGAGACCAGUGGUUUCAUUCUUUGCAGUGGAAGAAAAAGAUUUACAAGUACAAAAAGGUUCUCAGCAAUCCGAAUCGCUGGGAGGUUGUCCUGAAGGAGAUUAGGACCCUGGUGGAUAUGGCCCUCACGUCUCCACUACAGGAUGACUCCAUCCACCAAGCACCACUAGAAAUCGUCUCCAAGUUACUUUCCGAGAAUAUUAACCUAACCACUUUGGAACAUGAAAGCAUUAUUGUGGCAAUUGCCCCUCUCCUGGAAAACAACCACCCACCCCCUGACCUUUGUGAAUUCUUCUGCAAGCACUGUAGAGAGCGCCCCCGUUCCAUGGUGGUUAUUGAGGUGUUUACCCCAGUCGUCCAGAGAAUCCUCAAACAUAACAUGGAUUUCGGGAAGUGCCCUCGACUAAGGCUGUUUACCCAAGAGUAUAUUUUGGCAUUGAAUGAACUGAACGCUGGAAUGGAGGUGGUAAAGAAAUUUAUACACAGCAUGCAUGGUCCUACGGCAAACUGCCCCCACCCCAGGGUCUUACCAAACCUUGUUGCAGUGUGCCUUGCUGCCAUAUAUUCAUGUUACGAAGAAUUUAUCAACAGCCGAGACAAUUCCCCAAGCCUAAAGGAAAUUCGGAAUGGGUGCCAGCAGCAGUGCGACCGUAAACCCAAUAUUCCUCUUCGUCUCCUCCAUACCAACACAGACCUGGUCUCGCAAGAGGUCACGUCGGUAGAGUCUCGACACAAGCCAGUCAUUGUUACAUCCAAUGAAAUUCACGUUGAGGUGGAACGCAACAACACAGUGAAUCAGAAGCUGAAGGCAAAUAGUGGGAAUGACAGCGAACCCAACCUGAUCGAUUGCCUGCUCAUCAGCCCAGCCUGCAGCACCAUAAGCAUAGAGCUGAGCCCUCAAGCUGAGAGAGUCCUGGGAUGCUACGUGGAAAUUCUAAAAAUACUGUCAGACUACGAUGAUUGGAGGCCAGCACUGGCCAGCUUGCUCCAGCCCAUCCCAUUCCCCAAAGAAGCUCUGGCCCAUGAAACGUUCACAAAAGAGCUAAAACAUGUCAUUCAGAGAUUUGCAGAGGACCCCAGACAGGAGGUCCACUCGUGCCUCCUAAGCGUCCGGGCCGGGAAAGACGGCUGGUUUCAACUCUACAGCCCGGGAGGAGUCGCUUGCGAUGAUGACGGUGAACUUUUUGCCAGCAUGGUACGUGUUUGCAAUAAUGUUCACAUUUUGAUGGGCUCGUGCUAUAAGACGAAAAAGUUUCUCCUGUCGCUGGCUGAAAACAAGCUUGGCCCGUGUAUGUUACUUGCUUUGCGAGGGAACCAGACAAUGGUGGAGAUCCUUUGUCUCAUGCUGGAAUAUAACAUCAUAGAAAACAAUGACACCCAGCUGCAGAUUAUCUCUACUCUGGAGAGCACGGACGUAGGGAAGAGAAUGUAUGAGCAGCUGUGUGACCGUCAGAGAGAGCUGAAGGAGCUGCAAAGGAAAGGAGGACCCACUCGACUCACACUGCCAUCCAAGUCUACAGACGCUGACCUUGCCAGGUUGCUGAGCUCUGGAUCUUUCGGCAACCUGGAAAACCUCAGCCUGGCCUUCACCAAUGUAACGAGUGCCUGCGCAGAGCAACUCAUCAAGCUGCCUUCACUAAAGCAACUCAACUUGUGGUCAACUCAGUUUGGAGAUUCUGGACUUCGGGUUUUAUCCGAGCAUCUCACCACACUGCAAGUUCUCAACCUGUGCGAGACGCCCGUCACAGACGCCGGACUACUGGCACUGAGCUCUAUGAAGAGCCUCUGCAGCUUAAAUAUGAACAGCACUAAACUGUCAGCAGACACCUACGAGGAUCUCAAGGCAAAGCUGCCAAACCUUAAGGAGGUGGACGUUCGUUACACAGAAGCGUGGUGACUUUUCCCUGUCCCAGAAGAUCGCCUUUGAUGCCACCAGGCUGCUCAUGAGAAACCGCAGAGCAAGAAUUUUUUUGGACUACAAUCUGUGUUUUUGGGUUAGAGGUCAUUUUUAACGUAGGGAGGCUGAACUCCUUCUACCCAAUGAACCGCUUCGGAAUUUCAAAAUCAAUCCAACGUAAUUAAUGGAAAAAGUAAAAUAAAAGACUUUGUAGCUGCAAGAAGAUUAUAUCGAGAACCUUUGUGGAUUUUUUUUAUUUGCCUACGUGUUCAUGCUGUGUGGGGACAAAAACAUUUUUUUUUAGAAUGCAUACAUUUCUUAUUUUUUUUUUUUUGUUGUUUUUAAUUUGGUUUGAUUGGAUGGACUCAUUUUAAGAAGCUCCUGCUUUGACCUACUCGCUGCAAACAAGAAUAUCGCCAGGCCGUUAUCGUAACGAGAAAAAGAUUGUCCUGUACUUUGCACCUUCUCGCCCUGCAACUAUUCUGCAAAGCAAAGUCUUGUUGUUGUACAUAAAAUUUACAUAAUUCACCUAUUUAAGGAAAUGUUUCACAUUCGGCAGGUCUGGGACCUGCUUUUUAUUUAUAAAUUGUUAAUCCUUUUUUUUUUUUCUUUUUUGCAGAUAGAACUGUACAAAGUAGUAUGUCGCCGUGUUGUUGAUUGUAUCUUGUAUGUGUAUUGUUUUGCUUUGGUUUCAGAACAGAAGCUCUCUUGAAUAAAUAACAUGGUUAAAGUA
This is a messenger RNA of Spea bombifrons (plains spadefoot toad), 3491 nucleotides long. It is a transcript of the gene CMIP, whose product is annotated as c-Maf inducing protein. Bases 422 to 2758 code for a protein of 778 amino acids. The transcript has 21 exons. The record is from RefSeq and is a predicted model, not a curated record. Gene Ontology annotation, cellular component: cytosol; nucleoplasm. NCBI's taxonomy places the organism in Eukaryota, Metazoa, Chordata, Amphibia, Anura, Pelobatidae.